CUCAACGACGGAGUGCGCGUCCUCCUGAGCCUCACCCCUGGUUUAAACGGCUACCUCGGCGUCUGUCACGGCGGGAUCGUGGCCGCCAUUCCUGACGAGGCCCUGAGUCUGCUGGUGCACGUCUGUCGACAGUUGCAGGGUCUGCGGCCAGACAACGUCACGGACGACCUGCAGGGCCGUGCUGUUGGUCAAGGCCAAGAUCCGAAAUAUCAGGGGCCGAAAGUACUAUGCCGACGGCUAG
Capronia coronata CBS 617.96 is the source of this 241-nucleotide messenger RNA. RefSeq lists its product as uncharacterized. The transcript has a single exon. The record is from RefSeq and is a predicted model, not a curated record. The annotation marks the transcript as partial. Lineage: Eukaryota; Fungi; Ascomycota; Eurotiomycetes; Chaetothyriales; Herpotrichiellaceae.